UUAAAAAGUGAAAGGCAUUGAAAUGAUCGUCAUUCAGUACUUGACCACACCGCAAGACAUCCACCGUUUCGUAAAAGUGAAAAUCGCAUUGUUCAGUGCCAGUGAAUUCGUGCCAGGAGCACCAAGAUGCCAUCGCCGACCCACUAGAUCCCCGUUAUCAGUCGACCAAAAUGCCUGUCUACGCUCUCGGACUACUCUUCCUCACCGCCUGCCAAGCCACCCCCCACUCCCUCAAAUCCGCCACCCCCGACUACGCCACCGCCCUCAAGCUCUCCCUCCUCUUCUACGAAGCGCAACGCUCCGGCCACCUCCCAGAGACCACCAGGAUACCAUGGCGAAGGGACUCGGCCCUCAGCGACAAGGGCCUCCACGGGGAGGACCUCAGCGGGGGCUACUACGACGCCAGCGACUUCGUCAAGUUCAGCUUCACCAUGGCCUUCACCACCACCAUCCUAGCCUGGGGGAUGCUCUCCUUCAAGGACGUGUACAACGAAACAGGUCAGUACGAGUACGGGCUGGACGCCAUCAAGUGGGCUACUGACUACUUCGUCAAGUGUCACGUGGCGCCGUUCGAGUUCUACGGACAAGUGGGCGAUUUUUCGUUGGAUCAUACGUUCUGGGGGCGGCCCGAGGAGAUGAAUAUGACGCGACCGGCUUAUAAGAUAGAUGUGGACCACCCGGGGUCGGAGUUGGCGGGGGAGGCGUCGGCGGCGUUGUCGGCCGCCAGUCUUUUGUUUCGGGAGAGGAACAAGACCUACUCGGAGGAGUUGCUGAAGCAUGCGGUGGAGCUGUACGAGUUUGCGACCACCUAUAGGGGGUUGUAUCAUGACGCGAUUCCGGGGGCGAGAGUCUAUUACGAGUCCACAGGUUAUGGUGACGAACUAACCUGGGCAGCCGUUUGGUUAUACAAAGCCACAAGAAACGUCAGAUACGUGGAACAAGCAGAAAACUUCUACACGAAGUUCCGAAUCAAAGACCGCCCCAACGAAUUUUUCUACAACAAGAAAGUGGCCGGAAUUCAACUCCUCCUUGCCGAGCAAACCCAACGCCCCGAGUACAAAGCGGCCACCAAGAGCUUCUGCGACUACUCCAUCAAGGAGCAACUGCGGACUCCUCACGGCCUAAUUUUCAUAGACAAGUCCGGAACUCUCUCGCACGCUGCCAAUGUCGCCUUCAUUUGUUUACAGGCUGCCAUUGGUCUCAACAUUUCUCAAAGUACCUACAUCAACUUCGCCAAAGAACAAAUCGACUACAUUCUGGGCUCAAAGGGGCGAAGUUACCUCGUGGGGUACGGGUUGAACUAUCCCAAGCAGCCCCACCACUCCGCAAGUUCCUGUCCUGAUUUGCCAGAACCAUGUGGGUGGAAGCAGUUCACGUGGAAAGGUCCGAAUCCCCAGAUUCUCUACGGGGCUUUGGUUAGUGGACCAGACCAGAACGACCAUUACGAAGAUAUCAGAGACGAGUUUCUUUAUAACGAGGUGACGUUGGAUUAUAACGCAGGGUUUCAGAGUACCGUUGCUGGACUUAUUUAUUGUGACAAGGUGAUGAAACGUGAGUGAUGUUCUUAAAUGUGAUAUUGAGACGUUUGUUUGUAGUAAAGUUCGAAAUUUU
This is a messenger RNA of Zophobas morio, 1611 nucleotides long. RefSeq lists its product as uncharacterized. Lineage: Eukaryota; Metazoa; Arthropoda; Insecta; Coleoptera; Tenebrionidae. The transcript has 7 exons. The coding region runs from base 171 to 1559 and encodes 462 amino acids. Gene Ontology annotation, molecular function: hydrolase activity, hydrolyzing O-glycosyl compounds. The record is from RefSeq and is a predicted model, not a curated record. Gene Ontology annotation, biological process: carbohydrate metabolic process.